AUGCCGCCCUCGGACAUCCGGGUGCGCUCCGGCCGACUGAGGCUCUGCGUAACGCUGGAGAGGCCUACUGGCCUCUCGACCCCCGCAGGCGACAGCUCUCGCCAAAGGGAAGAACACUGUGCCCCACAAAAAGUGGAACCAUCCCUGGGUGACUCUCCGGAGGAACCCUUCUGGUGGGGGGUAAACUUGCUAGCUGACACGACGCCUGGGGAAGAAGGCAUGACAGGUGAGAAAUGUGUGGACUGCAGCUUGGUAAUGACGGAGGCCCUGGGUCAGCCAUUUCGACUGAGGUUCCCAAAGAGAGCAUCCCGGCUGCCCGAGGAAGGAAUUCUAAAUGGUGGGCACCAUAAGAGCAGCAUCCCAAAGGCCGUGCACAGGCUGGAGAGGCCGCCUCCGCUCCUGACGGCACCUCCCCUAUCUGGCCCUUUCAGGGACACCCCGGAUGCGGUGGAGCCGAUCGCCAGCCUGCCUGGCCAAGCUCGAUAUGGUGUCAAGAAGCUGGAGGAGCUGCUGGCCCCGCUGGUGGGCGACGGGCUGAAGUGCGUGCUGAUAUUUGGCGUCCCAAGCCGGGCCACGAAGGACGAGCGUGGCUCUGCAGCCGAUGCCAAGGACACGCCCGUUAUCCAGGCCAUACAGACAAUCCGCUCUUUGUUCCCCGGGCUGCUGAUUGCGUGUGAUGUCUGCCUGUGCCCUUACACCUCGCAUGGGCACUGUGGCCUCCUCCGGCAAGACGGUACCCUCCAGAAUGAGGUGAGCUGCCAGAGGCUCGCUGAGGUGGCCCUGGCCUACGCCAAGGCAGGCUGCCACAUCGUGGCCCCCUCAGAUAUGAUGGACGGGCGCAUCCGUGCGAUCAAGGAGGCCUUGCUUGCGAAUGACCUGGGCAAUAAGGUGUCAGUCCUGAGCUACAGCGCCAAAUUUGCGUCCUGCUUCUACGGCCCUUUCAGAGACGCGGCCUUGUCCAAGCCCGCCUUCGGGGACCGGCGGUGUUACCAGCUUCCUCCGGGAUCUCGAGGGUUGGCUCUGCGGGCAGCGGACCGGGAUGUGCAGGAGGGGGCGGACGUGCUGAUGGUAAAGCCUGGGAUGCCCUACCUUGACCUCGUGCGGGAAGUGAAGGACAAACAUCCCAGCCACCCCCUGGCUGUCUACCAUGUCUCCGGAGAGUUCGCCAUGCUGUGGCAUGGAGCGCAGGCCGGGGCCUUUGACCUGAAGGCGGCAGUGAUGGAGGCCAUGGCCGGGUUCAGGAGAGCAGGAGCAGAUAUCAUCAUCACCUACUACGUGCCUCAGCUGCUGCAGUGGCUGAAAGAAGAGCAGGUGUGAAGGCGGCCCCCUUUCCUUGCUGCCCAGAUGGAAACGCGGAACAAGUUGGAAAAGACCGGGGGGGCUGAAGGCGGGAACCUAGGGACUCUUUUCCAGCUUUGGAAGAUUUUGCUUCAAGCUUCGCACAGCACUCCCUUAAAAGCCCCUGAUAAAUUAAAGGAAUUUGGCCACUUCAAGUGAUGCUGUAACAGAA
Molecule: messenger RNA, 1510 nt
Organism: Python bivittatus (Burmese python)
Lineage: Eukaryota; Metazoa; Chordata; Lepidosauria; Squamata; Pythonidae
Source: RefSeq, a predicted model, not a curated record